Didymodactylos carnosus is the source of this 675-nucleotide messenger RNA. NCBI's taxonomy places the organism in Eukaryota, Metazoa, Rotifera, Eurotatoria, Philodinida, Philodinidae. The record is from the annotation of a GenBank genome assembly.
AUGUCUUUCGAUACCUCUGAUGAAGAAGAACAAGAUUCAGAUUGUUCCGAUUCGCAGGCUCAGGAACUAUCGUACAAACUGAAACCCUCAUAUUCACCGGUCGAACAAGAUUCCAAUGCAAAUGGUGCCAAAUCUAGAAACAAUAAUCAACUCCGUUGCAGACUUAAUCCAGGAUCCGAUGAACAUACUUUUGUUUUACAAAAAUUUCAAGAAACUAUGCAGCAAAACAACAGUUAUUCACAAAUAAUUGUUAUUGAACAAAUUCAUAAUGAAACAUGGUUAUUGCAGUAUGAAGUACAGCGUAAUGGAUUAUUUGAACAAUUAAAAAAAGAUACCGAGCAGUUUUUAUUCCAUGGAUGUGCAGAUAUUGCCGUUGAGAAUAUAAUCAAAAGAGGUUUUGAUCGAAAUCGUGCUGGUGAAGUCCACGGUAAAAGUUACGGUCGAGGCGUCUAUUUUUCACGCAGUGCACUCGAAAGUCAUGGAUAUACGAAAGCGAACCAAAGUGCUGAACGUCAUAUGUUUUUAACGCGUGUUCUUGUUGGAAAUACAAUGCAAGGAAAUAGUUCAGUAAAGUAUAUACCAGAUGGUUAUCAUACAACAUCCAAUGGAAAAGAUAUUUUUGUUACGUAUCACGAUUCACAAGCGUAUGCAGCUUAUUUGAUUGUUUAUAAGUGA